Dendrobium catenatum is the source of this 2550-nucleotide messenger RNA. Its product is annotated as protein ACCUMULATION AND REPLICATION OF CHLOROPLASTS 3. Lineage: Eukaryota; Viridiplantae; Streptophyta; Magnoliopsida; Asparagales; Orchidaceae. Bases 38 to 2233 code for a protein of 731 amino acids. The record is from RefSeq and is a predicted model, not a curated record. Gene Ontology annotation, biological process: chloroplast fission. Gene Ontology annotation, cellular component: chloroplast outer membrane; cytosol; extrinsic component of plastid membrane. The transcript has 17 exons.
CACCCAUCACUUCGGGGGUUUUCUUCCUGUCCGAUGCAUGGAGUCCGCGGCUGCGAGGGGCUCCCACGUCGGCUUUUCGCCUUCUAUCCGGUCUCACUGCACUGUUCCUCCAAAGAGCUUUUCUGCCGGACCUUCUGGCUUCUUGUGUCGUCGUCGUCACAGAUCGCCUCUUCCUCUACUCCGUGCUGUCUAUACCCUCGAUUCACACAACGGCGAUGAACCCGUGGACGUGAUAGGGAUUGGGAGCAGGAAGGACUCAAUCAUUGAUUUCUGCUUAGCUUCCCCUGCUGUCUCUGCUUCUCGUUUUAGAUUCUGGACAAUUUAUUCGAGAGAUCAAAAGAAGGUCCAAUUACUGGAAAGGUGCCAUAGUAAAGAUGUGUUCAUCAGAAAUGUUGAAUUUUCUCUGGCACCGCAUUCAUGCCUGCCAGCCACCAUUCUUGUGGCCAGCGCAGGACAUGAUUUGGAUCAAAUUGCUGCUUUAGAUAUUCUAUGUAGCGUCAAAUCAGUUGGUGGAUUGGCCAUUGCAAUUGUACUGAAACCAUUUAGUUUUGAGGGACAGCGAAGGCAGAAAGAGGUAAAUGACUUGGUGAAUAAGCUAAAAUUGUGUUCAAAUUUCUAUGUUGUAGUGGAAGCGGAUUCUUUCUUCAAAGCUGAAAUUGGAACUCUCGCGGAGGCUUUAGAAAGUGCUAAUAAUACUGUCCUUCUAGCUAUGUGGACCAUCUCAAGUAUGAUUUCUAAUACCCAUGCAAAUAUGUUAUGCACAUCUGAGGGUAAAGUCAAGGAUGUCAAGCCAUCAGAAGUUAUGAAGGUAUUUGACGGCUAUGGAGAAUUGAAAAUUUAUCAUGGAGCAGGUUACAGUGUUAAUGCAGCCAUCAUGCAGGCUAUCUUCCACUGUCCUUUAUUUGUUGAUGGUCUAAAGGGUUUUAACAGGUUGGCGAUCAUGCUUCUUACAAGUUCUUGCAAUAUUGGUGAGAAUGACAUGCUAGAAAUCAAUUCUAGCUUUCGUGGGAUCACAGGCUAUUCAGGAGAGAUUAUAUUUUCAAAAAUGUGUGAACCAAAUCUAGAGCCAAAAUUUGUUGUAACCACGCUAUUGCUAAUGGGCGGCCACAAUGAGAAAAUGGUUACUCAUAAUAAGGGUUUCUUAAGCAGUAUCCUCGAGAAUCUUCCAUUCUUCUAUCGAUUUUUUAAAAUAAAUUCAACUGAAGCAAGCAACCUUCCAGCAAAUCAUUCUUUUGGUGACCCAUUACUCGCAUCAGCCAGUGGGAGCAAAUCAGUUUGGGAUUUGAGUCAUUUGACUAAGUUGGUCUAUCCAUUAGAGCACAAUCUAAAUCAGGGUGCAUUUUCUGAUAAGCUUGAAAACGUGACAUUAAGAAACGAUUCCUGUCAUGAAACUACAGGAGAGGUGGCUGAACUGGGGGAAACCAACAAUGCGCCUAUGAGUAAAUUUGGUAACCAACCUAGUGGAGGAAAACAGGGUAUUGCGGUGGUGAAGCAGGGUGGCCAUGAGAUCGGUCCGGCCUUCCACGUUGCUCAGCUCUGGGCCAAGAAGUGUUCUGCGAGUAGAUCAAAGAAAAAUGAUAAAGUGGACACAUUUAGUCUUCCAGUUGGUGUAAAAUCAUCGAAAUUAGAACCAGACAGUAAACCAUAUUCUAAUCACGUGCUAGCAGAAAAUUCUGAUUACAUUAAUAAUGAAGUAUUGGGUGGGAUCACAUCUGAUAUGUCCAAGAAAGACAGCUUGCUUUCUGUUCGUGCAGCUAUGAUGCUGGAAGCAGAAAGGGAAUCUCUGAAAAGUUGGAAUCCAGUCGUGGAAAUCCAAUAUAAAGGAGGAAUGUACAGAGGAAGAUGUCGAGCAGGUCUUCCUGAUGGGAAGGGUCGGUUAACCUCAAUGGAUGGAAGUUUUUAUGAAGGCUUUUGGAAAUGUGGAAAGAGGUCAGGUCUUGGUACUUUCUGCUAUAGUAAUGGAGACCUUUUUAGGGGACCAUGGAGAGAUGAUCUCAUGCAUGGAAAGGGCUGGUUCUAUUUUCAUACAGGUGAUAGGUGGUUUGCAAACUUUUGGAGAGGCAAGGCAAAUGGAGAGGGAAGAUUUUUUUCAAAGAAUGGAAGUGUCUUCUUUGGUUUCUUUCGCGAUGGCUGGCGUCAUGGCCGAAGUGUGUGCAUAGAUGCCGACGGAUCAAGGUGGACAGAGCUUUGGGAUGAUGGCAUAUUGGUCAACAGGACUCCACUUGACAAGUAAGCUAAAAUCUGAUUGAUCAUUAACAAAGUUAUAGUGAAGGAUUUUCUCAUUUAUUUUCCUACCCAAUUUUUUUGUUUAUUGAGUCGCCAUCUGUUUUGUGGAGUAAACAAGUGGAUAUGGAGCGUAUAGUACAUAAGCAUAUUGUCAUAUUGAGAUUUGUAUGUGGCCUCUAGACAUUUAAAUUCAAUUGUUAGGAGAAAAUCAUUCCCAUUUCUUUCUUUCUUUCUUUCUUUUUAUAAAAGCUGUAGUGAACUAAUAAUGGUUUUCAGCGAGUUUGUGAAUAUAUUUUUUAGAAUGAAAUGCUAUGAAUAGUACUA